Molecule: messenger RNA, 1224 nt
Organism: Eucalyptus grandis
Lineage: Eukaryota; Viridiplantae; Streptophyta; Magnoliopsida; Myrtales; Myrtaceae
Product: kinesin-like protein KIN-14L
Biological process (GO): microtubule-based movement
Molecular function (GO): ATP binding; microtubule motor activity; microtubule binding
Source: RefSeq, a predicted model, not a curated record
AUGUUCCCCCAUCUUAAAACUUUGUUGGUGAAGACAAAAAGGGCGUUUGAAGAUCUGCAGUUCCAGUUUCAGAGAGAUCUAAAACAGCUAGGCAAUCAAGUCCAGGAGAUGUCUACUGCUGCCCUUGGAUAUCAUAAAGUGGUGAAGGAAAAUCGAAACCUUUACAACAUGGUUCAGGAUUUAAAAGGAAAUAUACGAGUAUACUGCAGAAUUAGACACAUUUUUAAUGCGGAAGCCAAAAAUGUGGUAGAUUUUAUUGGAGAAGAUGGUUCACUUGUGAUUGUUGACCCUUCAAAACCCCAUAGAGAUGGAAGGAAAGUGUUUCAGUUUAAUCGGGUUUUCAGUCCACUUUCUACUCAAGAUGAUGUGUACAUGGAUACUCAACCUUUGAUUAGAUCAGUUAUGGAUGGUUACAAUGUCUGCAUCUUUGCUUAUGGUCAAACUGGAUCGGGUAAAACACAUACAAUGAGUGGUCCAUCAGGCGAACUGACAAAGGACAUGGGGAUUAAUUACUUGGCUCUCAACAAUCUCUUCGAGUUGUCUAACAGAAAGAAGGACAUUAUAACUUAUGAUAUUCAUGUUCAGAUGGUUGAAAUAUAUAAUGAGCAAGUGUGUGAUCUCCUUGCUGAGGAUUCAGCAUCCUCAAGAUUAAAGAUUCGAAGCUGUACCAGUGACGGUGGCUUGAGCCUUCCAGAUGCUACCAUGCAUUCUGUCAAGUCCACAGCUGAUGUGGUCAACCUAAUGAAAUUUGGUGAUGUGAAUCGUGUCGUCAGUUCUACAGCACUGAACAAUAGAAGUAGCCGGUCUCACAGUGUGCUGACAGUACAUGUUCAAGGGAAAGAUGCAUCUGGAUCCAUCCUCCGCAGUUGCCUGCAUUUGGUUGAUCUUGCAGGAAGUGAACGGGUAGAUAAAUCUGAAGUCACAGGAGAGAGACUGAAGGAGGCACAGUACAUUAACCGGUCUUUGUCUUGUCUGGGAGAUGUUAUCACAGCUUUGGCCCAGAAAAACUCCCAUGUACCUUACUGCAAUAGCAAACUUACGCUUCUGCUGCAAGAUUCCCUAGGAGGAAAUGCGAAGACAUUGAUGCUGGCUCAUGUAAACCCUGAGAGAGAUUCAUUUGGGGAAUCAAUGAGUACCUUGAAGUUUGCCCGGAGAGUUUUAACGGUUGAACUUGGUGCUGCACGCAUGAACAAAGAGACCAGUGAGGUCACGCAACUAGAGCAG